Messenger RNA from Impatiens glandulifera, 230 nucleotides. Its product is annotated as metallothionein-like protein 4A. Lineage: Eukaryota; Viridiplantae; Streptophyta; Magnoliopsida; Ericales; Balsaminaceae. The transcript is spliced from 3 exons. The coding region runs from base 1 to 225 and encodes 74 amino acids. The record is from RefSeq and is a predicted model, not a curated record. Gene Ontology annotation, molecular function: metal ion binding.
AUGUCUAGCUGCGGAGGAAACUGUAACUGUAGCGGUUCAUGCAAGUGUGGUAACGGAUGCGGGAUGUACCCUGACUUAGGCGAAACAACCUCAACUGCGGCCAUCGUGGUUGGCGUAACCCCUCUUAAGAUGAACACUGAAGGUUCAGAGACAAACUCUGGAACAGAAGGAAGCCAUGGCUGUAGCUGCGGAUCCAGCUGCAGGUGCAACCCCUGCAACUGUUGAUCAUC